GGAUCUAUGUCACAAAAUGAAACUAGUACAACUACAAGACAAGCAGCUGGGAAAUAUCCUUCAUUUUAAGAAUUUUCAGAACUUCCGGUAGUAGUAGUAGUAGUUUCUGUUUUGUGCUAUUUGCCUCUUUCUAUUUGGCCACUAUCAAUUAUGAAUCAUCCCUAUGUGCAAAUUCAAUAAAGAAUGAAUGAUGAAAAAGAAUUCAUACACUCCUCUUACCAUUCAUAACAACAAGUUCUUGUUUUUUUGUCUGUGGGUUUGACUGCAACUUGGAAAUGUAAGUUUAGUUAGGUAAGGCUCGGUCUUCUUAUGAUGUAGGACAGUCUGGUAAGGGCAACCUUGUAAUAUCACAGAUGAGUGCCAGGCGAUAGCAGACAAACUUCUAUAAUGAUCAAAAUUUCCAAGCUUUCCAUAAAGCAUUCUCCUCUCAAAGCCAGGGCAAGGGCCUUCAACUUUUGACAAAGAUGGAAGGGCAAAAUCCUCAACAUGGGCAAUUUGUUGAAAUAAGCGUGGAUGUUGCUGAUGGGGAAAGGAGUGUUGUAGGGAGUAAGAUUUGUGGGGAUACACCUUGUGGAUUUUCCGAUGCUGGUACUAACUCUAAAGAUGCUGAAGAACGAUCAGCUUCCAUGCGCAAGCUUUUCAUUGCUGUGGCACUUUGCAUCAUCUUCAUGAGUGUAGAAGUGGUGGGUGGCAUCAAAGCCAAUAGUCUGGCAAUAUUAACUGAUGCAGCACAUUUGCUGUCAGAUGUUGCAGCUUUUGCCAUCUCCUUGUUUUCGUUAUGGGCAGCUGGUUGGGAAGCCAAUCCCCGGCAAUCUUAUGGAUUUUUUAGGAUUGAGAUUCUUGGGACCUUGGUAUCCAUCCAAAUGAUAUGGUUGCUUGCAGGAAUUUUAGUAUAUGAAGCCAUUGUUAGACUCAUUAAUAACACGGGUGAGGUGAAUGGAUUUCUAAUGUUUCUUGUUGCUGCUUUUGGAUUAGUGGUUAAUGUUAUCAUGGCUCUCUUAUUGGGUCAUGAUCACGGUCAUGGCCAUGGCCAUAGCCACGGUAAUCACAGUCAUGGUACUGGUCACAGUCACGGAGUGAGCAUUACCACGCACCAUUACCACAAGGGACACUCCACAGGAGAACACCACCACCAGCAUCAUGAGGAGCACUCCAAGACUGAACACUACCAUUAUCAUGAUGAUGCAGAGCGCACCAAAGAUGAGCAACACCAUGGUCACGAAGAUCAGUCAGAGCCGCUGCUCAAUAAGCCAAAGAAACAAAGGAAUAUAAAUGUCCAGGGUGCUUAUCUUCAUGUACUGGGGGAUUCCAUUCAAAGUAUUGGAGUGAUGAUCGGAGGGGCAAUCAUAUGGUAUAAGCCCAAAUGGAAAAUAGUUGAUCUGAUUUGCACGCUAAUAUUUUCAGUUGUUGUUUUGGGGACUACGAUAAAAAUGUUGCGGAGCAUACUUGAAGUGCUAAUGGAGAGUACACCUAGAGAGAUUGAUGCAACAAAGCUGGAAAGGGGGCUAUUGGAUAUGGGGGAUGUGGUAGCCAUUCACGAGCUGCAUAUAUGGGCCAUUACUGUGGGGAAGGUCCUGUUGGCUUGCCAUGUCAAAAUAAGGCCAGAAGCAGAUGCAGACAUAGUCUUAGACAAUGUAGUAGAAUAUAUCAGAAGGGAGUAUAAUAUCAGUCAUGUUACCAUUCAGAUAGAGCGUUAAUGGAAGGGAAGAAUUUAGAGCAUGCUUGGCCUCAUUAUCCUCUCUUUUGAAAAGCUUUUUACAUCCCAAGUAUUAAACAUUAUAUAUACAGGUGGCGACAUAUAGCUAACGUUUUUCUUGUUAGCACAUGAUUUUCUGCUUAGUAGUCCAUUCCAAGAUUUAAUCAGUAGAUAUUAUGUAACUUUCGUUUGUGGAAUCAUUUCUUUCGGUCCAUUUCAUGUUUAUUACCAUUUUAGUUUGAUAGAUGCAUGCAUAUCUCUCUUCUCAAGGGAAAAGUUUUCAUCAUGCUGUGAAAGAAAACUAGCAAUUUUAACCAACACAGGUUCAUAUCAACGGUCUCCAAUAAUUGGGGUCUACCACCAACUAAAAUUUUGCGUCACAGGGGUCAUGAAAUGAUGGGCAAGCACCUGGUCCGUGAACACACCUAUUCAGUUACCAUGAACAGAUUGACAUGUGAUGUUGGGAGGUGGGGGCACCGGCAUCCUCUCACUCAUUCUGCAUAACCUUGAGAUUUCCCUCAUACCCUCGCAAAAUUUUCUCCAAAAUGCGUCCGACAGCCCCUUUACAUCUAAAACCUGUCGUGGUUACUUGCGAAUGCGCUGAAGAAGCCAGUCAUGUAGAUAAAAUGAAGAUGAAAUGAAAUU
Durio zibethinus is the source of this 2341-nucleotide messenger RNA. RefSeq names its product metal tolerance protein 1-like. NCBI's taxonomy places the organism in Eukaryota, Viridiplantae, Streptophyta, Magnoliopsida, Malvales, Malvaceae. The record is from RefSeq and is a predicted model, not a curated record. Gene Ontology annotation, biological process: zinc ion transmembrane transport. Gene Ontology annotation, cellular component: plasma membrane. Gene Ontology annotation, molecular function: zinc ion transmembrane transporter activity.